Messenger RNA from Carassius gibelio (silver crucian carp), 3128 nucleotides. RefSeq names its product phosphatidylinositol-5-phosphate 4-kinase, type II, gamma b (gene pip4k2cb). The record is from RefSeq and is a predicted model, not a curated record. The coding region runs from base 1501 to 2751 and encodes 416 amino acids. Gene Ontology annotation, molecular function: phosphatidylinositol kinase activity. The transcript is spliced from 10 exons. NCBI's taxonomy places the organism in Eukaryota, Metazoa, Chordata, Actinopteri, Cypriniformes, Cyprinidae. Gene Ontology annotation, biological process: phosphatidylinositol metabolic process.
AACACAGAGGUAGGUGAAGGUAUAUAUAGUGUUUUAUUGUCACAGAGGUUUCAGACACAGGUGUGGUAAUAGGAAAUAUCUUGACACAAAGAAGAAUAUAACUUAGCUCUGGUCGUAAUGUCUCUUUAUAACAGGAUCAGAAGAAUGCACAGAAGAACUGACGAAGAACAGGAACAAUAGGUAUCCAGGGGAACAGCACAGGUAACGAGAAUAUGGGUAGGUUCAUGGAGAUCAAUGCGAGAUCAGACGAGGAUUGAGGGUAAGUGAAAGUCCUUUUAUAAGAUCCUGGUGAUGAUGAACAGGUGGUCAGAAUUCCGGUGAUUGUGAACUAGUAGGCGUGGCAUCUGGAGAGGGUGAAGGCUGUGACUCCGUAACACAUAGUGGUAUGUUCCCUGUCUUGUGUAUGGACAUUUAAUUUAAAGAGUAUUUUCUGUCCCUAUUCUUCUGUGUUUUCAUUUCUUGUUUGCCUUUGGUUCCAUUGCUUCUUUGUUGGUUGCCAUGGUUUUUCAUUAGCUCCACCCUCUCCUUGUAAACUUAUCUUGUGUAUUUACACCUAAUGUGUUUCUCUUAUUUUGGUGUUUGUCCUACAUGGAUAUAUUGUGUGCCUGUUGUCAUUUAUGUUUUAUUACCUUUUCUUGCCCAUUUUCUUCACAGUGUUUGGCUUUACCAUGCCUGGAUUUAUGUUUAUUACGUUUGUUUGAAUAAAUGUUGGUGACUGAACCUGGAGCCUGCUUUCCCUCAUUCUGAAACAGCCAUGUUACACAUACAGCAUACUCACAAUACAUCCUAAACAGCAAAUCUAAAAUUCUUGAUUGUUUAGCCUAUAUCAUCGCACAAUGUGAACUACAGUAUAUUAUUGCCUAGCUCUAAUCUGGUUAAUGUGGUUUCAAUGAAGAUUAAUAUCAUGUUUUUCUUUUGAAAAUGUGUAUUGUAAAAAAAAUAUAUACAAAUACAUUUGAUGACCUAUUUUGAAAUAUUUUUUUUAUUUAUAUUAUAUUAUAUUAUAUUAUAAAGAACAUUAGCAUGCUGCUUCUUGCAUGUUUUUAGAAAUGUUAGAGUUAUGUGAGGUAAUUGUGCAGAUACAGUAAAGUACAGCAGAUACACAUUUGACUGUGUAAUCAUAACUAACUACCUCACUGGCUGCCACAGUACACACAGUGGACAAGAAUCUUUUGCUCUUUUACCAGCACUGAAUAUAUACUAAAAAAAAACUCUCAUUGAUGAAAAUAGUUUUUUGAUAAUUAUUUGUCUACGAGGGUAUAUUCAUCUAAAAGAAUAACUAUCAGGCAUGUGACUGUUUUGGAUCAAGUUAUGUCAAGUUUAAUUCUCUCCAGUUUCAUUUGGAGCAAGUCAGCGGAGCAGUUUAUCCUCUACUGUAUGGGUUCACUGGGUUGCAGUAUUUAUAUCCUGGAAUUUCAAGACCACCAUCAAUUCACCAUCGCAACUGAGGAGGCAAGUUGUUGUUUUGGUCUAUGAUUAUCUGGGUACAUUUCUGCAGUUAUGUCUUCUCCUGGUAAGACAGGAGCAGUUUCAAGCUCAGCGAGAAGGCUUUCACGAACAAAAAGCAAGAAAAAACAUUUUGUACAUCAAAAAGUGGAGGUAUUCUGGGCCAGCGAUCCCAUACUGACUGUUUUUAUGUGGGGCAUCAAUCACACGAUAAACGACCUCUUUCAAGUGCCUAUGCCAGUAAUGCUACUUCCAGAUGACUUCAAAGCCAACAUAAAAAUGAAAGUCAACAACCAUUUAUUCAACAAGGAAAACCUCCCUGGACAUUUUAAGUUUAAGGAGUACUGUCCACUGGUGUUCCGGAAUCUAAGAGAGCGAUUUGGAGUUGAACAUCAGGAUUAUCUGGUUUCUCUUACACGUAGUCCUCCAGCAAAGGAUGGCAAAAGUCAGGAAGCAGGAUUGGUGUUGACAUCAUAUGACCGAACAUUAAUUGUCAAGCAAAUAUCUAGUGAGGAGGUGGAGGACAUGCACAACAUUCUUUCAGAAUACCACCAGCACAUCGUAACAUGCCAUGGUAGCACACUUCUUCCCCAGUUCCUUGGCUUGUACCGUGUUACUGUGGACAAUGAAGACACAUACCUUUUAGUCAUGAGAAAUAUGUUCAGCCACCGACUAACUGUCCACAUGAAAUAUGACCUCAAGGGGUCGUUGGUUUCUCGAGAAGCAAGUGAUAAAGAGAAGGUGAAGGAACUGCCCACCUUCAAGGAUGUCGAUUUCAGAAACAACAUGCAGCGAGUGUACAUCAGUGAAGAGGAGAAAGAAAAGCUUUUGGAUAAACUGAACAGGGACACAGAGUUUCUUGUACGUUUGAAGAUCAUGGACUACAGCCUGCUGCUGGGCAUUCAUGAUGUCGAGAGGGUGGAGCAAGAGGAAGUGGAAGAAAUGAAAGCCCCUUUAAGUGAAGAGGAGGAGGAUGCAGAGAAUGACCUUUCGCUUAUGGCUGUGGGGUCUUUUGGCACUUCCCCUGAGGGCAUUGCAGGGUACAUGAGCUCUUACAAACCUCUUGGUCCAGGACAGUUUGACCCUUAUGUUGAUGUGUAUGCCAUCCAGAGUGCAGCUGGUUCCACACACAGAGAGGUAUACUUCAUGGGUCUCAUAAACAUUCUGAGCCAGUAUGAUACCAAGAAGAAGGCAGCCCACGCAGCAAAAACAGUCAAGCAUGGAGCUGGGGCUGAAAUCUCUGCAGUUCAUCCUGAACAGUAUGCCAAACGGUUUCGGGAAUUCAUUGCAAACAUCUUUGCCUAAUUGAGAGCAUUUUAAAUAUACUCUUCCAAAUCUAGUGCACAAAAUGGUAAAAAACAAAAUCAAAUUGGAUACAAAAACCUUUAUUUGGAGCUGGUGAUUUGUACAAAUUAAAUUAUUUGAAAAGCAUUAUUUAAUUCAGUUAUUUAAUGUUUAGCAUAUAUAUGUGAAUGAUAAAAAUUAUCGCUCUAAUUUGCAAUAAAAAUGUAAUAAUGCAAAUAUAAAAUGUAUACAAUAAAACUGACUCCAUGAAAUGGAUGUGCAGUUAUAACUGUUAAAAUAGUUUAGAAUGUGACAUUUUAGUCUGCAGGAAUUUCAAAUGGUGAAGAUUUCAAUAUGCAUUUUCACAAAAUAAAUAUGAAAAUUUGUUUGUCAUUUAA